AUGCCGCAUUUGCGACUUUCUCAGGGAGCCGACUCCUGCUUUGAUGGUGAUGACUUUGUUGUGCUCUCGAAGCCCGUCAAGUCCUCACAGGAGGAACUACCUGAGGCCUUCCGGUUGUCACUCUGCAACGGCCUGGAUCUGUACGAGGUUUCGGUGGAUGAACUCCAGCACCUCUACUCCACUGGCGCAUUGUCUUCCAUUGACUAUGUGAAAUUCUGCCUGCAGAGGGUGCAAAAAGUGAACGCCUCGCACUGUCCAGGAGUUCUCUGGGGUUAUGACGCUGACGACUCUCAGACCAAUCCAUACCUCGAGUGUGUCAUCGAGACGAAUCCCGAUGCUGUCGAACAUGCACGGAUUCUCGACGAGGAGAGGAGGCAGGGCAGUGUCAGAGGCCCGCUGCAUGGUAUCCCGGUGCUUGUCAAAGAUAACAUGGCCACCGCAGACAAAAUGCAAACCACAGCAGGUUCCUGGGCCUUGCUCGGCUGUAUAGUCCCAAAGGAUGCACACAUCGUCCAUCUUCUCCGCCAAGCUGGCGCAGUCAUCCUCGGCAAGGCGAACCUGGAUGAAUGGGCUGGAAUGAGAGGGAGUAUCUAUUCGAUGGGAUACUCUGCCCGUGGUGGGCAAUGUCGGAACCCUUACAUGCUGACCCGCUCGCCAAAUGGCAGUAGCUCAGGGAGUGCCGUCAGCGUCUCGGCAAAUAUUGUCCCUCUGGCUUUUGGCACGGAGACGGACUGCAGCAUUAUCAGUCCCGGCAUGGUUAGCGGAGUCGCCGGUAUCAAGCCGACGGUCGGCCUCACAUCACGAGGAGGAGUCAUUCCCAUUUCAGAGACACAAGACUCUGUUGGCCACUAUGGGAAAUGCGUCGCAGACGUUGCCCGUGGACUGGAUGUCAUUGCAGGUCCUGACCCCGACGACAAGUUCAGUACCCAACCGGGCCGGCGACAACCAAAGAGUUACUAUGCGUGUCUCACUGACAGGUACGCGCUCAAGGGUGCAAGAUUCGGUCUGCCGAGAAAGUGUUUCUGGGAUGCCGCACCAUACCCACAGAAGUUGGUUGCCGAGAGAGUCUUGGAUCUUAUAAAGCAGGCCGGUGCCGAGAUCAUACCUGUCGAUAUGCCGUGUGCUGAGGAGAGACUCGGCAAACACGGGAUCUGGGACUGGGAACGCUACGGCGAAUCCCAUCCCGAAAUCUCCGAAAUCACGGUCAGCAAAGUCCAGACCUAUUACCUGAUGAACCGAUACCUGAGCCAACUGAAAAACACGCCCAUCAAGACGCUGGAGGACGUCGUGCGGUUCAACGACGACAACCGCGGGUCAGAGGGCGGCCAUGAAGGCGAUCUCCCGGCAUUCCCAGACGGCCAGAUACUCUUCCGCAAGUGCGUCGAGACCAAAGGAAUCAAGGACAAGACGUACUACGCCGCGCUGAAGCACAUUCAAUAUCAAUGCCGCGAGAACGGGAUUGAUGCGGCGUUGAAAUGUCCUUCGGGUAGCCGCCGUCGCCAAUCUGACGGCGAUGAAGAAGUAGAAGAAGAGCUUCUGGACGCGCUUCUAUUCUGCGAUGUGAAGGCCGGAGGCAUCCAGAUUGCCGCUCAAGCAGGCUAUCCCAUCAUGACGAUUCCUAUCGGCCUUGACCCGGAUGGCAUGCCCGUACCGCUGACACUGCAGCACACCGCCUGGCAGGAAGACAAGCUGAUUAAGUGGGCAAGUUCCAUUGAGGAUCUCCUCAACCACUAUGACGAAGAGCACUCUAUACCCCCAAGCGAUCGAUGGGGUCGGCUGGGACGUGUCCCACCUACUUUCAUGAAUCAUCUGCGCAAAAACAUCCCCACAGACAUGGACUAUCACUGGCCAGGCCGGCAUCGAAAUCAUGCCGGUUAA
Fonsecaea erecta is the source of this 1878-nucleotide messenger RNA. RefSeq lists its product as hypothetical. The record is from RefSeq and is a predicted model, not a curated record. Lineage: Eukaryota; Fungi; Ascomycota; Eurotiomycetes; Chaetothyriales; Herpotrichiellaceae. The transcript is spliced from 4 exons. The coding region runs from base 1 to 1878 and encodes 625 amino acids.